Messenger RNA from Peronospora belbahrii, 828 nucleotides. The record is from the annotation of a GenBank genome assembly. Lineage: Eukaryota; Oomycota; Peronosporomycetes; Peronosporales; Peronosporaceae.
AUGGCGCUAUCACGUUCCUCGUUUCCUGCUACUCAUGAGUCCGUAGACUUGGAAUGUGGAGUAACUGCUAGUCAUCACGUGUCUAGUCGUCGCCAGGACGAGCUUGAUCUUAUUUUAUCUCUUGACUCGCAAGAAUUACGUCGUCAUGAAGCUUGGUUCCUAGUCGAGACCAAGUGGCUUGAUGCCUGGAUGAGUUACGUGCUUGGAGACGAUAAUGAUGGCGUCAUUGCUCGUAAACAACCAGGUCCUUUAACUAAUGAGACUUUAUUUGAUUAUGAAAAAUUUUGUAUUAAGAGUAAUUUGCAACAAACAAAGGAUUAUCGAGGUGUGAAUUCUCAAGUGUACGCGCUGUAUGCAGAAUUAUAUGGAACUAAUGACACGAGACCAAUUGUCCGUUGGACACUUGAUAUUUAUGCAGUACCAGUCAUGGUUGACGAUGUUAAAGACAUGCUGCAUGUACCGAGAUUAAAAGCUCGAGCUUUAGUUUUAGAAUUAAACGAGAGACGUGAGAUGAUGGAUAAAGGAUUAAUUAACGGACUCAAGAAACAUGAAGAAAAGGAAAGCUGGGGAUAUCGAUGUCUAUGUCGCUGUGAGUUUCUAGUGCCCUGUCUUUAUCGGAUGCUAGGAGGAGGACCGACCUACGAGAAGGAGAAACAGAUCAAGUGGAGCGACUACUUGUACUGUUGUGAGAAGACGAACAAGAAGAAAAAGAAGAGGAGACGCGGUGAGAAAACACGAGCGAUAAUCAAUGACUAUGCGGAAGAAGAUAGACGCAGUACUGAGUCUUCGACCAGUAGUGACGAAGAGACCCAUGAACUAUUGGGUUGA